Messenger RNA from Sinocyclocheilus grahami, 972 nucleotides. Its product is annotated as GDP-fucose transporter 1-like. The record is from RefSeq and is a predicted model, not a curated record. Bases 52 to 972 code for a protein of 306 amino acids. NCBI's taxonomy places the organism in Eukaryota, Metazoa, Chordata, Actinopteri, Cypriniformes, Cyprinidae. The transcript is spliced from 5 exons.
UGCGAGUUGCAAGCAAAUGUCAGAUGCCCAGGAAGGUCCAGAAUAUUAAGAAUGGCUUUCUCAGACGCCACUCGGUCGGACGCAGAGGAGCCCUUUAUCCUGAAAGCGAGCAAAAUCGCUGCGGUUGUCGCUCUUUAUUGGUUCAUCUCGAUUUCCAUGGUUUUCCUGAACAACUACCUGCUAGACAGCAAGGAGCUGGACGCGCCUGUCUUCAUCACAUUCUUCCAGUGUGUUGUUAGCGUCGGGCUGUGCUGGAUCUUGCACUUUCUCUCGAAGUUAUGCCCAGGGUUCGUGGAUUUCCCGUCUUUGAAAUUUGAUUUCAGAGUGUCCAGAGAGGUUUUGCCGCUGACCGUCGUGUUCAUCGGCAUGAUCACCUUCAACAACUUGUGCCUGAAAUAUGUGGGAGUUGCCUUCUACACCGUGGGCCGCUCGCUUUCCACCGUGUUUAACGUGCUGCUGUCCUACGCGGUUCUGAAGCAGACCACGUCCUUCUACGCGGUGCUGUGCUGCGGAGUCAUUCUAGGUGGAUUCUGGCUGGGUGUGGACCAGGAAUCUGUGGCAGGUUCACUUUCUUGGACGGGCGUCGUUUUCGGCGUAAUUGCCAGCCUUUGUGUAUCUCUCAAUGCCAUCUACACAAAAAAAGUGUUGCCGGUGGUGGAUGGAAAUAUCUGGAAGCUCUCCUACUACAACAACCUCAAUGCCAGUGUACUUUUUAUUCCACUUAUUGUCGUUUCAGGCGAACUGAAAAACUUGUUGGAGUUUAACCGACUGACACACUUACAUUUUUGGGGCAUGAUGAUUUUGGGUGGAGUCUUUGGCUUUGCCAUUGGUUACGUGACGGGACUUCAGAUCAAAUUCACCAGUCCCUAUCACAAGACCCGACCAAGACCAGGUUAUGCAAAUAUUGCUGUUUCAUCCUACUAUCAGCGAAUCAUACCUCAGGCAUACUUUAAGACAAGAUGGACCAAGUAA